Molecule: messenger RNA, 5288 nt
Organism: Rhineura floridana
Lineage: Eukaryota; Metazoa; Chordata; Lepidosauria; Squamata; Rhineuridae
Gene: RMND5A
Product: required for meiotic nuclear division 5 homolog A
Exons: 9
Coding region: 311-1486 (391 amino acids)
Biological process (GO): proteasome-mediated ubiquitin-dependent protein catabolic process
Cellular component (GO): nucleus; GID complex; cytoplasm
Molecular function (GO): protein binding; ubiquitin protein ligase activity
Source: RefSeq, a predicted model, not a curated record
UUUUCAUCUCCAAGCAAUGGGGCGUGGUACUUUAAUUAUUUCCUAUUUCUGAGCGUACAACCUAUCCAACCUCACAGGUGUUCCUUGAGGCCCUCUGAAGUGUUUGGGGUAAUGCCUGUGUCGCAGCUUCAACCCUUCGCCGAAAAGGACCCCACUUGUCUUGCGCGCUGCCUGCAAAAAAACAACCGGCCAACCUUCCUUCCCUGUUCGUACAGGUUCUCGGUUCAGUCUCGUCUAGUCGAUCGGUCGGUCACUAGAGCCGUGGGCUGUCGGCGGGCGGGCGGGCAGGCAGGCGCCUGGGGAAGAGACGAUGGACCAGUGCGUGACGGUGGAGCGCGAGCUGGAGAAGGUGCUGCAGAAGUUCUCGGGCUACGGGCAGCUGUGCGAGCGGAGCCUGGAGGAGCUGAUCCAGUACGUGGCGGGACUGCGCCGUGAGAUCCUUCAGAGCGAGAAUCAAGAUGGAGAUCUAUCAGGGACAAUAUCGCUUGUUAUGACCCAGUGUUGCAAACGAAUAAAGGACACUGUUCAAAAAUUGGCCUCAGAUCAUAAAGACAUUCACAGUAGUGUUUCCCGUGUUGGGAAAGCUAUUGACAAGAAUUUUGACUCUGACAUCAGCAGUGUGGGAAUAGAUGGAUGCUGGCAGGCUGAUAGCCAGCGGAUUCUGAAUGAGGUGAUGGUAGAACACUUUUUCCGGCAAGGAAUGCUAGAUGUAGCCGAGGAACUUUGUCAGGAGUCUGGACUCUCUAUAGAUCAAAGUCAAAAGCAACCAUUUGUGGAGCUCAACCGAAUAUUGGAAGCACUUAAAGUUAGAGUUUUGAGACCUGCAUUAGAGUGGGCUGUAUCAAACAGAGAAAUGCUUAUGGCACAGAAUAGCUCUUUAGAAUUUAAGCUACAUAGAUUAUAUUUUAUUAGUUUAUUAAUGGGCGGAACUGCAAACCAGAGGGAAGCAUUGCAAUACGCUAAAAACUUUCAGCCCUUUGCUCUGAACCAUCAGAAAGAUAUUCAAGUAUUGAUGGGAAGCUUAGUGUACCUGAGGCAAGGAAUUGAAAAUUCUCCAUAUGUCCAUUUGUUGGAUGCAAACCAGUGGGCAGACAUCUGUGACAUCUUCACGAGGGAUGCCUGUGCUCUGCUGGGACUUUCGGUUGAAUCACCUCUUAGUGUUAGCUUUUCAGCAGGUUGUGUAGCAUUGCCAGCUCUAAUUAAUAUAAAAGCUGUGAUUGAACAGAGACAGUGCACUGGGGUUUGGAAUCAGAAAGAUGAACUACCGAUUGAAGUGGACCUUGGCAAAAAGUGUUGGUAUCAUUCAAUAUUCGCCUGCCCCAUCCUUCGUCAGCAAACAACAGAUAAUAAUCCACCUAUGAAGUUGGUUUGUGGUCAUAUUAUAUCAAGAGAUGCUCUAAAUAAAAUGUUUAAUGGCAGCAAAUUAAAAUGUCCCUAUUGUCCCAUGGAACAGAGUCCUGGAGAUGCCAAACAAAUAUUCUUCUGAGGACACAAUUCACUAUGUAAUUUAUCUGUGUGUUUUGGAAGACUGAAGCUGACACGUCCCAUUUUAUGCUGUACAGGCCGAGGAGGACUCCUGUGUUUUGUAUAAGCCUAAUGCGCCAGAAUUUUUUGCCAACAUUUAGUGCAGACAUCCAGAUUGGAAAAGCUGCAGAAAUACUAUCUGUUAUAGGGCUUUUACUCUAACCUUGGUCUUCAUAUCUGAUCAAGAUACUACACCAGCAGUUGUCAUUCAGUGCAGGUUUUUGUACUAAAAUGUAUGGUGACUUCUCUUGUUAAAGCAGACACCAACCAAGCACUAUAUAGGUCUAAUAUUUGUCCUGCUUUUUAUCACCCUGAAAGAUGAGCAUCACCAUAAAGAAUGUACGGGAAAAGUUUUGAUUUCCUUAGUGUGUAAAUAAUUAAGAGAGAACUUCAGAAAAAGGUUUGAUAAAUUGAAUAGUGGUUAUAAACAUACCUGUAUUUCUGUUCUUACUGGUUUAUCCCAACUCAAAGCUGUGAUAUUCGAAGGGUUUGGGUUUUUUUGUUGAACAUUUUUCCAACUUUUAAACAGAACUUCAAAUGAAUGUGAUUUUAUAUAUAUAUAUAUAUAUAUAUAUAUAAACUACAUGAAUAUUUAACAGAGUUCAAAACCAUUUCUGAUUCCACGAUUGAGAGCUUUGUGUAGCUGAGAGUAUUCAAUAAAUGUAACUCUGGACUGGAAAGAAAUGUUUGUCAAUGGAUACUUACUCACCAGAUUUAUUUAGUCUUCUAACCUAAGCUUUGUACUCAAGAUCAAUGUCGUGUUGCUGUACAGUUUAGUAGACAUGGUAAGUUACAUUAUUUAUAAAGUUAUCUGAACCAAAUAAACUGUUGAUAACGUACAUUAGUAAGAUGGAGAAAAGAACAUGUUCCAAUGAUGUAAGUAAUCCUGUAUCCUGUUGAUCACAGGAUUGGACCUCCAUCUUAUUAGAAACUAAUAUGUCUUCUGCAGUCAAGAGCAUUGUGCUUAUGACCUUGUCCUCACUGCUACCCUGACAACCAAUAUCGCUUUCUUCUCAAAUUUGUCAGGACAAAGGGGAAAUCUAGACUAGACACUUAAUCGAGUUUAACUCAUUUUCUCUUUCCACAGAAUCUUGAGAAUUGUAGUCUAGGAGGGGAGGUGCUAGGGAUCUCUAAUGUUCUCAGUAUUGUUGCCAAGCUACAGUGCUUUGGAUUCUCUGGGGAAAGCUAUGAUAGAUAAACUGAUAUAUGUUUGUACUAUAGAUUAUAUCUGAAGGGACUAUGUACUUCUAAACUUGAUGCAUGUCAUGACAAAUGUCUUGCGUGCAUUCAUUGCAUUGUCCUCUAAUGGGGCAAAGAAGCUACUUGCCAUGCGACAAUAUAUGAAAUAAUAGAUUUCUUUAUUGUGUGACUUAAAAAUAGGGCUGGCCCACCCAUUAGUCAAGGUGAGCCCCUUGCCUCAGGUCAUGGAUUGGGAGAGGCAGUGGAACAGUGUUCUCAGCCCAUUCAUUUGCUGUCUCCGCCCAUCUACAGUGCUGCCCACCUCUGUUUGGCUGCCUGACCAUUGCUGCUAGUGCUGCCUCUGGCCAGCGAGUUGCCAUCCCUGGCCCAGUGGCUGCUACCUAGGACUCUUGGAGAAUCCCACUAUGUUGCUGCUAUGGCAAAGUGAUGGUGGUGCUUCUAAAGGUCUGUCUGGACCACCUGUGCUUUGAUCUGAGGAAGGAUCCUUUAAGCGAGUCACUUGUGGGUGAGGUGGUCCCAGCGAAUGCCUGUUUAAAGUGUCUGUUUAUUACUAUAAAACUUUAAACAGUAUUGCAGCUGCAAAAGCUCCAGCAUGGCAGACGCUCUCCAGGGCCUCACUUCAUGGAAGAAUCAUAUGUUCCUCAGAGCAAGACAUGGGCAACUUGGCCCCUGAAGGACUUAGGAGUGACUACACUGAAUAUCAAAGUAGGUGGAGGCAGAGGAGGUCGGUGCAUGGAGAGGCGACAGCGGUGGGGUUGUGUGCCUUGCUGUAGGCAGCAAUGUGUUUUGUACUGGACCUGCUGAAAAGCAAAAACAAAGGACCCAACUUUGCUUGGAUCCUAAAAUAUGAGAAAUGCACUAGCACAAUGCACUACACAGAAGAAUAUUGGUGAAGGGUUUUUUGUGCUUUUGGGGUUGGGCCCCAAUGAAUGGUCGAUACUAUUACAAAUACACUUAGGCAGACUGAUUUUACUCACACAGAAAAACGGGAUGUAGAAAAAUACAGCUGCAUUAGCUUUUUACAAAGUGAGGCCUUUUCCCAUCCAUACCAACUUCUAAAUAAAUCUGACCAACCAAACGAUAGUGAAAAUAUUUUAUGGGCAGGUAUGAGGUCUCAGUGAAAUAGCUUUUAAUGUGGAAGGGAAUUGCAUUUUUGUCAGCAUCAGCAUACCAAAUGCGUAUUUGUAUUCAAAGGGAUGCAAGAAAACAUUAAAAACAGCAGUGUAAACUGGUUGCUUUAUCUAAGACAGUUAUUUUAAAUAGUUUUUAUUGACUUUUAAGUUAUGGGACCAUUGAUACCGCAUACUGAUAGCCUGGCAAAUAUUUAGAGUACUAAAAAACAGCACACAGCGAUAUCAAAAAAGAGAGAACAACAAAAUAUACCCUUGCAAUAAACGACAUGUGGGUUUGUCCCAAAAUGAAAGACCAAACCAAAAAACAACCCUCUACCCUCUAUCCAAGGCAAACUGUAUCAUGCAAGAAUAUAUGUGACUUAUACACAGUUGCAUGUCUAUGACCCAUUGAUUUCAGUGGGUGUUCUUAAAUUGUCAGGCUUUUAGCCAAUGAGUUCUGUUGCAUCCUUUUGCUCAAAAGCCCAUGUUGGUUUGCCUUUCUUAUACCUAAGACCAUAAGGACUGACAUCUUCAUACCAAAAUAUGACUGACGUGAUUUUAGUGGACCCCGAAUGGGGUUUUUUUCUCCUGCAAAUCAGCGGGGAGCAUACAACAUGAGUUGUAUGAUGGAAGAGCAUGAGAGAUGUGAACUGCCAUUGAUCUUAUGUGAUUGAUUUUGUCUGCUUGUACACUUCUAAUAAUUCAUGGACACUCAUGAAUUAUAUAUGUUUUUGGUAUCAAACGGUGCAGACGUAUUACUCAACCCCUCUUUUACCAGCUGUGUUGCGCCCAGUGAGAAUAUAGAUUUUUCUCGGCCUUUUAAUUUCUUUUAAGGUUAGCAAAUGGAUCCUCUUUUGCCUUUUUUUGGAAAUGAGGCUGCAUAAAUUACAUUUUGUUAACUGUAAGAAAAGCAGAAUUAGCUUUUCACAAUGACAAGCCCAACUGCUUUGUGAGAGCUGCAGUUUCAGAGUACCAGACUGCGUGUUUAAAUUGCAGUCUUAGGUCUAGCUACACAUUUCUUCAUCUAGCCCCCCCCCCCAUAUUCCCAAGAAUAGUCACCAUUACACAGGCAUGUCUUGUUUAGCAAACAACUUUGAGGGAGACCAAAGCCUGUCAUUGCCUGAGGGCAUUCAUUAGAGCUGACAAUGAAUGGUGAAGAUAGCAACCUAGAGAUGGAUUAUCUUGGGAGUGAUGGUGAGAGUAAUGCAUAUGAGCAUGUUAGAUGUGUAUAACAUGUUCCAAGUGAAUGGUUGCCUGCUUUUCUAGACGCUAUAUAUCACGGAUAAAAUUCUCUUCUGUGUUCAGCAUGGAGAACUGAGACUCCGAUGUGGUAGCUCUGUCAGUGCAUACUUGAAUGAAUGCAUGGGGAUGAUCAAUGGAUAGAAGUUACUAGGCUUACAGAUGAUGUAUAAUGUUACACUGUUACUGUAAUCAGUAAAAAUGUUUGCUAAA